UGUGAGUCAACUAGUUCCCGUUUGAGACCGCCUCCUCCUUCUCUCGCCAGCCGCCGCGCCGCUCGCCUCAGGUUUCACCGUCUUCUUUUUUUUCUUUUUUCUUUUUUUGUUGUUGUCUUUUUUAGUUGUCGCCCAAUAACUCGCGUUCACGUAUCGCGGUGAACUGGACUCGCAUCGAAAGGGGCCGCCCGGCACGCUCGCCCGCAGGUGCUCCCUUCUGAUGGACUGAGCUCAAGCUUGGGAUGGUCAAGGCGGGCAGCGGGCAGAGCGAGAUGGCCACGCAUGGCGCGCUGCUGCUGCUGGCGGUCACUGCGGCAACAUUGUUCACCACCACGCUGACACUGAUUCCCACCCUCAAAGAGAAAACGUGUCCAGAGGGAGACUAUCCCGUAAAUGGCAUAUGCUGCAACAAGUGCCCACCGGGUUUCAAGUUGGUGGAAAAGUGCAUCGCCGAGGGCAUGAGGACGAACUGCACACCGUGUGCUGCUGACGAAUUUAUGGACCAGAUGAACUACUAUCCCAAGUGUAUGCGAUGCAGAGCGUGCAGAAAGCAAAACAAUGAAGUGGAAGUAUCCAAAUGCGAACGCCACCGAAACACUCUCUGCCGCUGUAAGGACGGCUACUACAUCUUCACUAUCGACUCAGAGACGAGUGAAUGUCGUAGAUGUACGCCGUGCAACUCUGCUGAGAGAGAAGUCCAAAAAUGUACGGCGGAGAGGAACACUGUGUGCGAGUGUAAGGAGGGUUACUACAGAGUGAACAGGAAGUGUGAGCGAUGCAAGAGUUGCGUAGCAGGUUGCAAACAUCUCUGCAAGUCCGUUCCUACCCACAAUCCAACUGAUUCCGAGAGCGGAAGCGGAUACCUCGUUCACGUCCUGACUGCAGUGGUGGUUGUGGCCGUGACGUUGUUGAUGCUGGUCAUCUUCUACAUGGCCACAAAGCGCUUGACCAAAAAGACGCUCUUGAAACCAUCAUCCGGAACACCGGAGUCACACGGGGCCCUGUUUCCGACUGGGGAAGUGUCAAGAAUAUCUUUCAUUGAGCCUCCUGAGAGCGCAACGCUUUUGAACGACCAUUCCAACCUGCCUGACUGUGUCCCACUGGAGAUCAAGACCCACGACCUCAUCUACAUGCUGCUCGACCUGGUUCCCGUGCAGCAGGUCAAGCAGCUGGUGCGUUCCCUCGGCGUGACCGAGACCGUCAUCGAUCGGGCCGAGCUGGACCACCGUCCCAGCAAGGAGGCCCACUACCAGAUGCUCAAAACGUGGGCAGAGAGGGGCUGGCAGGCCGGCGGUGGUGGCGGAGGAGGAGGAGGGGGUCGAGGAAGAAUGCUGCACUCAGCUUUGCUGCAGGAGCUUUUACUCAAACUUAGACUGAUGCACCUCAGGGGGGUGGCCGAGGAGCUGGAGAGAAAGUACAGCGUUCACUAAGUGUCUGAUGUUUGCCAAGAGGGACGAGAAAAAAAACAAAAAAAACUGAAUGGCGCACCUGAAUCCUAGUAUUGUUCUCUAUCUGGAACUCAAGGACAGCCUCGGAGCAUUCCGAAGUGGACGCAGUCCUUGCGCGUGGACCAAGACGGCUUUUGUGGCCAACGACCAAUGACAUCUGUACCUCUCAUCCUGGCUUUAAACUACUGAGAGAGGAAAUGGUUGGAGACGCUUGCGGGAUUAACAUUGACUACUCUGCCGCAGCGAACAUGAAGCUGGCGCCUGCUGAAUGGGGAAACAGCGUGCGAGGUUCUGUGCAUAUAAGUAAUAGGGACCAAGCCAUGAAUGGUGAAAAUAUGUGAGUAUUUGACAUAGUCUGGGUUGUAAAUACAUAGUUCAUGAAUGCUGCAGGUCCGUUUUUCCCAACCUUUAUUGAGCCAAGGAACAUACAUAUUUUUCAUUAGAAAAAUCUCACGGCACACCGCCAAACACAAAUGUCACAAAAAGCGUACAUAUACAGUACUGAAAUAAUGAUGAUUUUGUCUCAAGUUUACUGACAAAUGUACUUAUUUUGAAAUUUGGGCCUUUCAGUAUACUGUACAUCAGUGGCAUAGAGAAAUGAACGAAAAUACAUUAUUGGUAGUAAAAAAAAUUUUUCCAACCAAUUAAGUGAAAUUGGAUAAUUGUGGUUGGGAAUGAUCACUUUAUAAAACACCACCAUCCUUUGAAUUUUUUUGGUAGGACGAUAAUGCCUCAAAGCAAGCAAAAUUACCUGAAAUGUUCUUUUAUUUGUCCUGUUCUUCUAGAAAUGUUCUUGGACCCCUUACAAAACUCAUUUGAAAUCCAAGUUUGGAGCUUUUUAUUGUUUACAAGUAGUGGGGCAGGCCAACCCAUGUAAUUUUGAUGCAGAUGUUUUCUCACUUCAUGAAGAAUGUUUUGGUUUUUUUAACUCACAUUUUCCAAGUUAACGCAUAACAAAGUGAUCAUAUAUGAUGUUAGCAUAUUUCCAAACAAUUCUUUUUUUUUUUUUUUUUCUUUUUUUUUUAGAGGAAGUUCAUGUUUUCUUUUAACUAAUCAAACAAAAUGCAGUUGCGAUAGAUAAUUGUGUUCUUGGUCAACCACUGUUCAGUGUCAGGAACGAAGCUUCUACUUCGAAAGUGAGAACACUAUACUAUAUAUAUAUAUAUAUAUAUAUAAUGUUUUUUUUUUUUUUUUUUUUUUUUUUAACCAAGUAGCUGAAGUCCAGAGUCAAGUCCAAAACUAGGUGGCUGCUUGAGGCCAGAGGUCCUAGGGGGCCCCCAAAAUGCGCAUUAAACAGAUGAACAAGGUGGGAGAGGGCCCCCAAUUCCCAUAAAGGCGCGCUGGAGUCAAAAGUAGCGUCGGUGCUAUUCCAGAACUACUAUUUGUUCCAGUCGUCUUGCAUUGCUAAGCUAGCUGUUUCUUGUUUUGAACGGGAAGCCGCAUCUCACAGGACGUAUUUAUUGUUUGUAUUGAAUUACAGUGGAUUCUUCAGUAUGUUGCAUUACUUGGAUGGUUUGUGGGAAAGCUGCGGGUAGGUUAAUUUCUUAUCAUUCCAUGUGGGACUGAUUCCAUUGUACAGCAUGCACGUACCCUACUAGUGUUCUUCAGGUUGGGUAUUUUUAAACUGCCUCCCUACUGCCAUCAUUUUUUUCUAUUUUAGCAGAGGGGAAUGAUGCACUGCUCACAAAACGCUAGCGAUAUUUGGCUUUUAGGUGCAAUUUUGGGAUAAACUGAGCUUAAUUUGACCUUCUCUAAACCUUUUAAUACACAUGUUGAUUGUUUCAGUACUGUUUGCUCAAUUUGCUAUCCUCUAACCAGGAGCUGAAUGGCAAAAGUCACCAUUCAGUUGUUUUAAUUUCCAGUUAUAUCCUUUUCUAUGCCUUUCGGUGACUCUUCCAGUCUUGAAAAUUGAACAGUUUGACCUGUACAUUCAAAAGUCUAGUGAUGGUCAAAUGAAGUUCACCUGUAGAGGUUGCAGUGAAUAUUUGGUCCAUCCUGAAAUUUCAUCCAAAAGACGAAUAUCCCAAUUUCUUUCUUAUUUUUUUGUGAGUAGUGUAACCGUGGCGAGGUUCAUCGGUAGCACUUAAAACUCACCCACUUCCCCCUUCCCCUCAUGACCCCUGAACUACUUCCCAGCUCUCCUCCAGCAUUCCUUCAGGCCACUCAGUUCUCCAAAACAGCAAGCAUUAUUCAUUAACAUUAGGGAAGGGCCACGCCUUGUUUCAACUCAUCUCACCAGUCAGUUCAGCCUCCGCUUUGCGCUUGGUAAGCUGUGCCAAGUUCAUUACUCAUACACUUUGUGCAUUAUAUUUAUGGACGUUGUGAAACGGCGCCGGUGUGUGAAGAGCGGUGUGCAACAGCUGUGCUGUUUGGUUGUUUGAAUAAAAGGUCAAUUGAA
Molecule: messenger RNA, 3846 nt
Organism: Phycodurus eques (leafy seadragon)
Lineage: Eukaryota; Metazoa; Chordata; Actinopteri; Syngnathiformes; Syngnathidae
Gene: tnfrsf1a
Product: tumor necrosis factor receptor superfamily, member 1a
Exons: 10
Coding region: 243-1430 (395 amino acids)
Biological process (GO): signal transduction; inflammatory response
Cellular component (GO): signaling receptor complex; membrane raft; mitochondrion
Molecular function (GO): tumor necrosis factor receptor activity; tumor necrosis factor binding
Source: RefSeq, a predicted model, not a curated record